AUGCUUACAAAAAGCUUAGUCUCAUCCGGUUCAAUGUUAUUAUCUCCGCUUUGUAUACCAUAUGGGUAUGCUUCCUCCCCAGGGUUACCAUUCAACAAUUCACUUUGUUUCAAGGGCAGAAAAGAUCAGAGAAAUAUUGUUUGUGCUUGUGUGGCUCCUCCACCCAACAUAGGGAGCGAUGGAUUUUCUGCAACCAAAUUCACUGAUUCAUAUAAACCAGAGGAAUUAAGCAGGAUAGGUGAACCGGAGGAUGAUUGUGAUGUUCUUAUCGAAUGCAGAAAUGUUUACAAGUCAUUCGGGGAGAAGCAUAUAUUAAGAGGUGUGAACUUCAAGAUUAGACAUGGUGAAGCAGUUGGAAUAAUUGGACCUUCUGGUACUGGUAAAUCUACAAUUUUGAAGAUUAUUGCAGGACUUCUAGCUCCCGAUGGGGGUGAGGUUUAUAUUCGAGGUAAAAAGAGAGAUGGUUUGAUCAGCGAUGAGGAGAUGUCUGGGCUUCGAAUUGGAUUGGUGUUUCAAAGUGCGGCACUUUUUGAUUCUUUGACCGUUCGUGAAAAUGUUGGUUUCCUUUUAUAUGAAAAUUCUAGCAUGUCGGAAGAACAAAUCGAGGAUCUUGUGACAGAAACUUUGGCUGCAGUUGGUUUAAAGGGAGUAGAGGACCGUUUACCUUCCGAGUUAUCUGGCGGGAUGAAGAAAAGAGUUGCUUUAGCUCGGUCUAUAAUUUUUGAUACCACUAAGGAAACAAUUGAGCCAGAGGUACUCUUAUACGAUGAACCAACAGCUGGACUUGAUCCAAUAGCAUCUACUGUAGUUGAAGAUCUCAUUCGCUCUGUUCAUAUAAAAGGUGAGGAUGCACUUGGGAAACCUGGGAAGAUUGCAUCUUAUGUGGUGGUUACUCAUCAACAUAGUACCGUUAGAAGGGCUGUUGACAGGUUGUUGUUUCUACAUGAAGGAAAGGUUGUGUGGCAAGGAAUGACUCAUGAAUUCAUGACAUCAACCAAUCCAAUUGUUCAACAGUUUGCAUCCGGCAGCCUUGAUGGACCUAUUAAAUAUUAG
Molecule: messenger RNA, 1053 nt
Organism: Dovyalis caffra
Lineage: Eukaryota; Viridiplantae; Streptophyta; Magnoliopsida; Malpighiales; Salicaceae
Source: the annotation of a GenBank genome assembly